GGGCCUCGUGGCCGGGCUGCCCGCCGCGCUGCCUGCGCCGCCCGGGGUCCGCCGGGGCGAGAUGCUGGAGGCCCCACCCCUGCUGUUGGUAGCCUUUUUAUUGGGCCUAUCACUGCUGGGGCUGCUGUUCUUCCUGCGACGCAGUGGCUUGCUUUUCAUCGGCUGGAACGAGUUCGUCCUGCAGCCCAUCUACAACCUGCUCAUGGGUGACAGCAAGGAGCAGCGCAUCCUGCGUUACGUGCUGCAGCAUGCCGUGGCCGGGGACCCGCAGAGCGUGCUGGAUGCCAUCGACACCUACUGCUCACAGAAGGAGUGGGCCAUGAACGUGGGCGACAAGAAAGGCCAGAUCGUGGACGCGGUGGUGCGGGAGCAGCGCCCCUCCGUGCUGCUGGAGCUGGGGGCUUACUGCGGCUACUCGGCCGUUCGGAUGGGCCGCCUGCUGGCACCUGGCGCCCGCCUGCUCACCAUCGAGCUCAACCCUGACUACGCUGCCAUCACCCAGCAGAUGCUGGACUUCGCCGGCCUGCAGGACAGGGUAACCGUGAUCAUUGGGGCGUCCCAGGACAUCAUCCCCCAGCUGAAGAAGAAAUAUGACGUGGACACGCUGGACAUGGUCUUCCUAGACCACUGGAAGGACCGGUACCUUCCGGACACGAUCCUCCUGGAGGAGUGCGGCCUGUUACGCAAGGGGUCGGUGUUGCUGGCUGACAACGUCAUCUGCCCAGGGUCGCCGGAGUUUCUGGCGUACGUGCGCGGGAACAGCCGCUUUAACUGCACACACUUCUCCUCCUUCCUGGAGUACUCCCAGACGGUGGACGGCCUGGAGAAGGCCGUCUACAUGGGCCCGGGCAGCCCGGCACGGCCUUGACCGCCUACACUCCUCUGGGUCACUCGCCAAGCCUGGUUAGGAAGGUCAUGAUGGGUAUGCUGCCGCCAACUCUGCUUCUGCAGUUCUGUCCUCAAUGCCAAGGCCAGCCACACUGGCCCCCCUGCACAUGGCUCCAGGCUGUCACACACCAACCCACCCCAGAGCAACCCGCUCACCAUGCACCAUCACUGCAAUCGAUCCGGCAAGUUAGGUGUGAAUACCAAACCAGGGGAGGGGGUGGCCAUGGCUCACUCAGCCCUGUUACCAGCAUUCCAGCAGGGUUUCUUACACGGACAGGCCCUUGACCCAGGAAAGGGGAAAGGUGGGAACAUCUGGAAACUUGGUGCUCUGCACCCAGUCUGUCCUCAAGCCCUGCAGUCUGUCCUCAAGCCCUGCAGUCACCAGGCGGCAGCAAUGCCUCAGCGAUGGCGCUGUGACCAACAACACAUCACACCUCUGAUUCCUCUGAGUUUCUUCUUCUCCUUUUUAAGAAGGAAAUGCAACUUCACUAACACUGGCCGACUGUUAACCAUUUUAUAUAUUGAUAUCACGACUAAAAGAUACUAAAAUAGUAAUUAAAGAUCUAAGUAUUUAGAUACAAGAGGUCAA
Molecule: messenger RNA, 1477 nt
Organism: Eptesicus fuscus (big brown bat)
Lineage: Eukaryota; Metazoa; Chordata; Mammalia; Chiroptera; Vespertilionidae
Gene: COMT
Product: catechol-O-methyltransferase
Exons: 5
Coding region: 62-868 (268 amino acids)
Biological process (GO): catecholamine catabolic process; dopamine metabolic process; developmental process
Cellular component (GO): membrane; axon; dendrite
Molecular function (GO): catechol O-methyltransferase activity; magnesium ion binding
Source: RefSeq, a predicted model, not a curated record